ACGUCGGUGAUCAUAUGACACGGAUACAGGAAGUGAGUGUGACAGUGAAGAUGAGCGUUUCUCUGGAUAUCCGACUGAAACGAGCGAAUAAAGUUUAUCAUGAGGGGGAGUUGUUGUGUGGUGUUGUGGUGAUCUGCAGUAAAGACCCGCUGCAGCAUCAAGGUGUUUCUCUCAGUAUGGAGGGACUCGUGAACCUGCAGCUCAGUUCAAAGAGUGUCGGUGUGUUCGAGGCGUUUUACAACUCUGUCAAGCCCAUUCAGCUGGUGUCGAGUGUGAUUGAGGUGGUAAAAGCUGGGAAAGUUCCUGCAGGCCGAACGGAGAUCCCAUUUGAGUUUCCUUUGCAGCCGAAGGGCAACAAAGUCUUAUAUGAGACUUACCACGGGGUGUUUGUCAACAUUCAGUACACACUCCGCUGUGACAUGCGCCGCUCGCUGCUCGCCAAAGACUUGAGCAAAACCUGUGAAUUUAUGGUGCAUUGUCAGUCGCAGAAGUCAAAGUUGCAGCCGAGUCCAGUUGAUUUCACCAUCACACCACAAACGCUGCAGAACGUCAGAGAGAGAAGCUCGUUACCAAAGUUCAUGAUCCGGGGUCACCUGGAUGCCACCAGCUGUGUGAUCACACAACCUCUGACCGGUGAGCUGGUGGUGGAGAGUUCAGAGGUCGCCAUCAAGAGCAUCGAGCUGCAGUUGGUCAGAGUUGAAACCUGCGGCUGUGCUGAGGGAUACGCCAGAGACGCCACAGAGAUCCAGAACAUUCAGAUCGCAGAAGGAGAUGUUUGUCACGGUCUGUCCAUCCCCAUUUACAUGGUGUUCCCUCGACUCUUCACCUGUCCCACACUAGAAACCACCAACUUCAAAGUCGAGUUUGAGGUGAAUGUUGUGAUCGUUCUUCAUGACGAUCAUUUGAUCACAGAAAACUUCCCGCUGAAGUUGGUCCGAGUUUGAGAUGAUUCCAGAUCACUGAAGACUCUUUUGAACAGCGCAGAUGUGGAUAUAUGACACAGUGAUU
This is a messenger RNA of Xyrauchen texanus (razorback sucker), 1008 nucleotides long. RefSeq names its product VPS26 endosomal protein sorting factor C (gene vps26c). The record is from RefSeq and is a predicted model, not a curated record. Gene Ontology annotation, cellular component: endosome. Gene Ontology annotation, biological process: intracellular protein transport. NCBI's taxonomy places the organism in Eukaryota, Metazoa, Chordata, Actinopteri, Cypriniformes, Catostomidae. The transcript has 8 exons. Bases 15 to 944 code for a protein of 309 amino acids.